ACAAGUCGGCAUAUGUAGGGAUUUUGGCAUCACCAUCUUUAAAAGGCAAAGUAACUUCUGUGAAUGAGAAACCAAAGGAAAAGCUCUUAAAUACCUAAAAUUAAAAAAUAAAAAUUGGUAAAUGAUAAUUAUCAGAGGGUUAAAAAAGUUUCUACUAUUUCAAUGGCGGCUGAUCGAGUUUGAAUUCUCAAUCACCAUAUAUAGCCGUUGUUUCGUUAGAAAAAUAAAAACCUUAAAAAGCGUAUUCACAAUCCGUCAAAAUACCAUCUGGGUCAGCUUCAAAAACAGUUUUUUUUUUUUGGGUAUUAUUUAUUCAUAUUUUUUUUUCCUUCUUGUUUUCCACUCGAUUGAAGAAGAUUAGGUUACAUGUGCCUGCUAAAGGUGGCGAACAAGAGGGAUUUAGAUGAUCAAUUCAUCAGGUUUCAAGCUGAUCAAGAUCAACAACACGAUGAAGAAGAAACCUCCGAAUUAGUUUAUUCUCAAUCACACGAGUUAAUAAACCCAACUCAAUCAUCAUCUCUUGCAUAUCAUCCUCAAUAUGUUAGCUUGAUGCCGCCUCCACCGCCGCAGCCGUCUACUAUAUUUUCCGGUUACAGCCGGCCUACGGAGAUGUCGGCGAUGGUUUCGGCUCUUACUCAUGUUGUUUCAGGGCAAAGAGGAUAUGGAAUUGGACUUUCUUCUUCCUCUUCUUCUUCUUCUUCUCCUUCUCCUUCUCCUUCUUCUGGUUCUUCGAUUGGGCAAAAGCGAGGCCGUGAAGAUAAUAUUGGUGCUGCUUCUUCUCAAUUACUAUUGGAAUCUUCUUCCAGAGCUUAUCGUGUUGGGCUUGCUCCUCAUGAUUUCGGAGCUACUCAGCAAGGAGCUGAAUCAUCUCCCAGUGCAACAGGGGAAGAAAUUACAAACAUCAUGAGCAACCCUGCAGCGACAACCACCAUUGUUUCACCAUCACCUUCAAGCGAAACAGCUUCAUACGAAGAAAGCGGCGAGAGGAGGAGAAGAUACAGAGGAGUGAGGCAGAGACCGUGGGGAAAAUGGGCUGCAGAGAUCCGAGACCCUCACAAAGCAGCCAGAGUUUGGCUCGGCACCUUCGACACCGCCGAAGCCGCCGCAAGAGCCUACGACGAAGCCGCCUUGAGAUUCAGAGGGAACAGGGCAAAGCUCAAUUUCCCGGAAAAUGUCAGAUUACUCCCUCCUCCGGCGCAAACUCUCCAGGCCGUCUUGCCAGCGGCGGUUUCGAGCACUCCGGCCUCUGUUAUUACGCAAGUGCAGCCAAACCCGACUCCGCGGCCGCCUCCGCAGCCAUUGCAAAGCGUUCCUUUCUUUAAUCCCCAACAGUUUCAGAGUCAUCCCGAUGUUCUUAGAGACUAUUUGCAGUAUUCUCAGCUGCUUCAGAGCUCCGGCGGUGACUUCAAUGGAGGACAACAACAACAACAACAACAACAACAACAGCCACAGCCCACGAGCUUGCUUGAGCAGAUGUUUUAUAAUUCUCAGUUUGGUCCUGUUCAAUCUUCGUUUUUGUCUUCGUCUUCUACAUUCUCACCGUCCUCUGUUUCUUCCUCUUCAUCCUCUGUUUCAUUUCCUCUGCUUUUUUCCGACCAGCAGCAGCUGGGGUUUUUCCGACCUACUAGGACUCAGAAUCCAUCUGGUGGUUCGGCUUUUCCGGCACCGUCUUGGUCACAUUCAGGUCAUAAUCCUUCCUCAUCCGGUUGAAUACUUUAAAAAAAUAAAAAUAAAAACAAUAAAUCCCACAAA
Ziziphus jujuba (common jujube) is the source of this 1752-nucleotide messenger RNA. RefSeq names its product ethylene-responsive transcription factor ABR1. Lineage: Eukaryota; Viridiplantae; Streptophyta; Magnoliopsida; Rosales; Rhamnaceae. The transcript has 2 exons. The record is from RefSeq and is a predicted model, not a curated record. Bases 367 to 1710 code for a protein of 447 amino acids. Gene Ontology annotation, biological process: ethylene-activated signaling pathway; regulation of DNA-templated transcription. Gene Ontology annotation, molecular function: DNA binding; DNA-binding transcription factor activity.